AUGGCUCGAAGCAGAGCAUCAAGCACCGACACGGGACAAAACCCCGACCUCGGUAACUCGGAAGAGCGUCUCACGAAUCAGACAAGGCCCGCAUCAAGCCGUCGCGAUGCAGCCGGUAGCCGCCCAAAUACAGGUAGAAGCCAGCAACCCGGCGGUGCGACCGCGACGAGCAACCGCGGCAGUCAGCGGCCAGGUGCCUCUACGAGGUCACGAAGCUACGAAGGAAGCACGCCCAGCAAACAGGGCAUCGAAGCCACGGACUGGGAGCAGAAGAACAGCAGGAAUGUUCACCGCAGCCCUCCCAGGAACCCGCCGGGCGCCGAUGCACGAUGGGUCGACCAGGCCUACCGCGACGCGAACCCGUGGUACUCCCAAGCGGACAAGAAGCCGAUCUUCAGUUUGGGCCGGCCUCUACCACGCACCGUCCGCUGGAACAGCCAAAACAAACAGGCGGACGCCGGCACCCAGGCCGCCCGGGGCGCCCCCAGCAAGUCCAAAGAGGACCUGGCCGAGCUAGGCGAGGUGGACUCAGACGAUGCGAUCUCGCCGGACCUCGAGAAGCAGGCCACGACGCAGUCGCGCCAACCGGAGGCGGCCCGCCACACGACUGAUGGCACGUCGCAUGGCGAUAAGUUUAACGACGUCGGGCAGCCUGUGUUCAACUACAUGCCGGGCGGGAGCAACACCAACGUCAGCGCCGCCAUGAGUCGGCGGGGGACCAACGAGUCGCAUGCGCGCCAGACGAAGAACAAGACCGACGAGGAGGGCGAGGGGGAGAAGCCGGAUUAUGGGAUUGAUAGCGAGCCGCUGGGCCAGCGCGAGGCGGACGCUGUCGAGCAGACUGAUCGGGAUCCGGAUGAGUUUCGGAACUGGUGGGCGCGGCUGCGGGCGAGGCAUCCGGAGCCGUUGGCUGAGUUUCUGGCUACUGGUGUAGCGGUGUUCCUGGGUCUGGCUGGCACGCUCUCGGUGAACUUGUCUGCCAACCAACCUAGUCCGUACGGCACUUACGAGACGUCGUGCUGGGCUUGGGGAUUUGCUUGGAUGUUCGGCAUCUACCUCGGCGGCGGCGUCUCAGGCGCACACAUGAACCCAGCCAUCAGCGUGUCCCUCUCGCUCUUCCGCGGGUUCCCCUGGAAGCAAUGCUUAUACUACGUGGUGGCACAGUUCAUAGCCAGCUUCGUGGCAGGAGGCCUGGCGUACGGUUGCUUCGCCGACACGAUCCGGUCCGUGGAUCCGACGAUGUCGAACACGGCGCUGUCGUUCUUCUCGACGCCCCCGGACUGGGUCUCGCUGGGCACGGCCUUCCUGAACCAGAUGGUCGGAAGUGCCAUCAUGAUGAUUGCCGUCUUUGCGCUGGGCGACGACCAGAACAACCCGCCGGGCGCGGGCAUGCAUGCCUUCGUCCUCGGCCUCCUGGUCACGACGCUCAAGAUGACGCUCGGCUUCAACAUCGGGUCGGCGCUGAACCCGGCCUCGGACUUCGGGCCCCGGGUCAUCGCGUACGCGAGUGGCUACCACGGCUCCGAGGUGUUCUCCACGAACUGGUGGUUGUACGGGCCCUGGCUGGCCACGCUGGCGGGCUCGGUGGUUGGAUGCUCGGUGUAUGACGGCUUCAUCUUCACGGGUUCGGAGUCGCCUAUCAACUACCGUGUGCCGCAACACUAUAGGAACCGGGCUAAGAAGAUGCUGAACUUGAAGACGGAUCAGUAG
Molecule: messenger RNA, 1710 nt
Organism: Anthostomella pinea
Lineage: Eukaryota; Fungi; Ascomycota; Sordariomycetes; Xylariales; Xylariaceae
Source: the annotation of a GenBank genome assembly